Messenger RNA from Sporothrix brasiliensis 5110, 3012 nucleotides. RefSeq names its product AP-2 complex subunit alpha. Gene Ontology annotation, cellular component: membrane coat; AP-2 adaptor complex. NCBI's taxonomy places the organism in Eukaryota, Fungi, Ascomycota, Sordariomycetes, Ophiostomatales, Ophiostomataceae. The transcript is spliced from 3 exons. The record is from RefSeq and is a predicted model, not a curated record. The coding region runs from base 1 to 3012 and encodes 1003 amino acids. Gene Ontology annotation, biological process: intracellular protein transport; clathrin-dependent endocytosis. Gene Ontology annotation, molecular function: clathrin-cargo adaptor activity.
AUGUCGUCGUCGACGGGCGGCUUCCUAGGCCGCUCCAGCACCAGCAACUCCAACAUGCGCGGUCUGGUGCAGUUUAUUGCUGACUUGCGAAAUGCCCGCGCACGCGAGCUGGAGGAGAAGCGCAUCAAUAAGGAGUUGGCCAACAUUCGGCAGAAGUUCAAGGAUGGCAACCUCAGUGGCUAUCACAAGAAGAAAUACGUUUGCAAGCUUCUUUACAUCUACAUCCUUGGCUGGAACGUCGAUUUUGGCCACCUCGAGGCCGUCAACCUGAUUUCUGCGACCAAGUACUCCGAGAAGCAGAUCGGCUACCUCGCCAUGACUCUCUUCCUCCACGAAAAGCAUGAGCUGCUCCACCUCGUCGUCAACAGCAUACGAAAGGACCUUCUCGACCACAACGAGCUGUUCAACUGCUUAGCGCUACACGCGAUUGCCAACGUCGGUGGCCGCGAGAUGGGCGAGGCCUUGAGCGGCGAAGUGCACAGACUGCUGAUUUCGCCAACAUCAAAAUCGUUUGUCAAGAAAAAGGCCGCCCUGACCCUGCUCCGUCUCUACCGCAAAUUCCCCGACAUCGUCCAGCCGCAGUGGGGCGAGCGCAUCAUCUCGCUGAUGGACGACGUGGAUCUCGGCGUCGCCCUGUCCGUGACGUCGUUGGUCAUGGCCGUGGCCCAGGACAACCCGGACCAGUACAAGGGUGCCUACGCCAAGGCUGCGGCGCGUCUCAAGCGCAUCGUCGUGAACGGCGAGUACUCGGCCGACUACCUGUACUACAAGGUACCCUGCCCGUGGCUGCAGGUCAAGCUGUUGCGCCUGCUGCAGUACUUCCCGCCGUCCGAGGACAGCCACAUUCGUGAGAUGAUCCGCGAGUCGCUGCAAAAGGUUCUGAACCACGCCAUGGAGUCCAACAAGAACGUGCAGCAGAACAACGCCCAGAACGCGGUGCUGUUUGAGGCUAUCAACCUCAUCAUCCACCUCGACACGGAGCACGCCCUGAUGAAGCAGAUCUCGUCCCGCCUCGGCCGCUUCAUCCAGUCGCGCGAGACCAAUGUACGCUACCUCGGCCUCGAGGCUAUGACGCAUCUCGCCGCGCGUGCCGACACGCUCGAUCCCAUCAAGCAGCACCAGGACAUUAUUGUUGGCUCCCUGCGCGAUCGGGAUAUCAGCGUGCGGCGCAAGGGCCUCGAUCUGCUGUAUAGCAUGUGCGACUCGUCCAACGCCACGCGCAUUGUUGGCGAGCUCCUCCACUACCUGCAGAAUGCCGACUUUGCCAUCCGCGAGGAGAUGGUGCUCAAGAUUGCCAUUUUGACCGAAAAAUACGCCACCGACGUCCAGUGGUACGUCGACAUCACGCUUCGGCUCAUCGCCAUGGCCGGCGACCACGUCAGCGACGAAGUGUGGCAGCGCGUCAUCCAGAUUGUCACCAACAACGAGGAGCUCCAGGUGUAUGCUGCUAAGAACAGCCUCAUGUACGUGAAGCAGGACCACUGCCACGAGACGCUGGUCAAGAUUGGCACGUACAUUCUCGGCGAGUUUGGCCAUCUGAUCGCCGAGGAGCGCGGGUGCAGCCCCAUCGAGCAGUUUCUAGCCCUGCAGAACAAAGUGCCGGCCUGCUCGGCCAGCACCAAGGCCAUGAUCCUGUCUUGCUUUGUCAAGUUUGUCAACCUGUUCCCCGAGAUCAAGCCGCAGCUGGUCCACGUCUUUGAGGUCUUUAGCCACACGCUGGACUCGGAGCUGCAGCAGCGGGCGUGCGAGUACCUGGCACUCGUCAACAUGCCGACAGACGACCUGCUGCGCACGGUCCUGGACGAGAUGCCGCCGUUCCCGGAGCGGCAGUCCGCGCUGCUCUCGCGGCUGCACCAGAAGCACGCCAACACCAGCGACAAGCGCACGUGGGUGGUGGGCGGUAAGGACGCCAACACCGACUCGGGCGAGCUGGGCAUGGUUAAGAACCCGGGCCUGCGCCGCACGUUCAGCACCAACGACGCAUCGUCGCCCAACGGCAACGGCCACCACGUCAACGGCAGUGGGCCCAACGGCUCGGCCAACGGCGCCGCCAACGGCCAGUCCAAGUCCAUCAACGACCUGGCCGGCAUCGACAUGCACAUGCUGUCCGGCGACACAAAGCCGGCCAAGACGCCAAACCUGGCGAGUGCCGCCCACUUGUCGCCGGGCUGGGAGCGCGGCUUCAACCGGCUCAUGCUCCGGGCCGACGGCGUGCUCUUCGAGGACGGCCAGCUGCAGGUAGGCGUGCGGUCCGAGUACCGUGGCCAGGUUGCCUGCCUGAUCCUGUACUUUACAAACAAGACGCCGGCGACCAUCACGUCGUUUACGACGACGCUCGACCUCGACGAGUCCGAAAAGGGCAAACUGACGUGGGACGUCAAGAACCUUCCGGACACCAACAUUGGCCCCGCCGCGCAGUCACAGCAGGUCAUCAUGUUCGAGGCCAAGACGGUCUUUGAGAAAAGCCCCACCAUCCGCGUGAGCUACCUGGCCGGUGCUCUGCAGGCCAUUACACUCAAGCUGCCGGUGGCCAUUCACAAGUUUAUGGACGCCACGGAGCUGGCGGGCGAAGAUUUCUUCAAGCGCUGGAAGCAGAUUGGCGGCGCACCGCGCGAGGCACAGCAGGUGUUUGGCAUCGAAGGGGGCCGCGAGUCGGAGCGCGAGUUCAACGAGACGUUCAUCAGCAAGGUGCUCGAAGGGUUCCGGUGGGGCCUGCUCAAGAAUGUCGACCCCAACCAGAAGAACUACGUCGGUGCCAGUGUGGUGCACACGUCCGAGGGCGGCAAGUUUGGCUGCCUGUUGCGGCUGGAGCCCAACUACGGCACUCAGAUGGUCCGCUUGACAAUCCGUGCUACGGAUGAGUCUGUGCCUCCGGUGCUCCUCAAGCUCAUGCAGAGCCGUCUGUCGGCUGGCUAUGCGAUCCACGGCGAGGCUCUACGACCGCCGACGAAGCGAGAGAUUUCGGAUGCGUUCAGCAACGUGCUUGUCGGCGCCGAGGAGAAUGGCCGUUAG